Molecule: messenger RNA, 20005 nt
Organism: Osmia lignaria (orchard mason bee)
Lineage: Eukaryota; Metazoa; Arthropoda; Insecta; Hymenoptera; Megachilidae
Gene: nAChRalpha1
Product: nicotinic acetylcholine receptor alpha1
Biological process (GO): monoatomic ion transmembrane transport
Cellular component (GO): postsynaptic membrane
Molecular function (GO): transmembrane signaling receptor activity; acetylcholine-gated monoatomic cation-selective channel activity
Source: RefSeq, a predicted model, not a curated record
GGUUAAUCGUUGAACGGCGGACCAUGGAGAGAGACACAUUUUCAUUUUCAAAAUUGAACACUUUUUCUUUAAAAAUGAUAUAUUUCUUGUUUGGGCCACGAUUGACCCAGACUGCGGCGUUCAAAGGUUAAUUCGGUCGGAUCGUUCGAUUCUAGACGGACGUAGAACUGGACGAUCUAACUAGAGGAGAUCGUUCGAAUUAUCGUCCGACACCUUCGAGCAUAACGAAUCAAUUUAUGGGCCGCAAACGCAAAUGCCGGUCGGUCACCGAUCGGCCUACCAUCGCAUGAAUUAUUGAUAUAUCAGGGCAGGUUGAAUCGGUAAUGGUCCAGCUGGUAUAGUACAGGCGGAUGCCUAUCGGGCAGACCGGGUACAGUUUCGUGGAGGGCGUGUUCGCGUUGUCGAAAAGCAAGCAAUGCAGAACACGGCAACCCUCGAGGAAUUCCAGCGUCUGCGCCCCCGUAAACAAGAACUUCACGCAUACCCGUUUAUUUUGGAGAAUCCCUGUAGAUCGGCCGCCCUCCCGGAAAUACCGUACACAUACCCCAUCAGGAGCAGAGGGUUGCAACGGACUACCGCAUAUCUGAGGUUGUCCCGCGUACCUACCUGCAUUUACGUGUACGCGCUUGUCACAUAUUUUCCCUCGGUUCGAGCCGUUUCGCUCGGCUAAACCGUAGCCCCCCUGCGGUUCGCGAUUACCAGACUAUUUCGUUGGCAAGUUUGAUGGAUUAUCGGGUACCGAUCGCCGCGCUCUGCGCUUGCCCGAAUCUCCUCGAAUAUUUCAACCCCCUCUCGUCGUUCCCUAAAAUUUUCAACGUUCGCGCUUCGCAUCCGGCGUGUACGUUGAUAUUCACGGUGGAUACGCGUUCUAAGUAGAGCAACCCCCGGAAAAUCGUUGUUUUAUCCUUCGAGCUUGGGGAAACUCGCGACAACCGUCUCGAGAAACCACGCUCAAACAAAUCUCCAGUCGAUAUCCUCUCGACGGUCGUUCAACAAGUAACAAACCCGCGUCUCCGGUUUCCGGUACCGUUUCCCCAUUCUCGAUCGUCCUCCAGCGAGAUUAUUAAUGCAGCUUCUUCGUUGUUCUUCCUAAUUCAACGAAAUGAAAUUCUUUCUUCUCCCUUGCUUUUGAUAGCAGUUAAUCCUCGCAAAUUGCCGCGGAGUAUCGUUUUAUUAUCCUUCCCGUUUGAAUAACGCGGAAACGUGGAUUUCGUGUUAUUCGAAACUCGUGGGCUUUUCUCAAAGGAACUUUAAUCGAAAAAAGAAUCGUGUCCCGCGAACAGAGCUUUAUAGCGAUCUUUUAAUUUAGUAGGAUACACCUGUCAGUUUCGUGGAACCAGUAAACGCUUCGCGAUUUCAUUUGUCGAUAACGAUAUCCAUUCGGUGUACGAUCGACCCAUUAACGUCUUCGUCCUUUAGGCUUCGGAAAAUCCCUCGGUCGUUUCAUUAAAUCAACGAUUUCGAGCUCGUCAGCGUCGAACUAUUCGAGCGGAGCGACGAGAAGGGAUGAAAAAUACGAGGAGGGAAAGAAAGGAAGAGAGAAGCUACGGCAGCUAUGUCCGAUAUGUCCGCAUUGGAUAAGGCUUCGUUUCUAUUGUACAAUUUUCAACGAAAAAGAGAAACGAAGAGAAGGACAGGUGCGAAAACGGGGGAGUGAGAGGGAAUCGAGUAACGUAAGGCAACCACCUCCCGGUGUCUCUCUUCGUUUCUCUUUUUUUCUUUUUCCUAACCACCCCUUCCGCCCCUUUGCCGCUUCUGCACUUCGUUCAGCUCCCUCUGACGAGUCGACCUCGCACCGCCAGUGUCAGUAUCGACUGGGAUACCUCGUGGAGAGAACGGCAACGAGGAAGGACAGAGGGUAGGCGAGAUGCUGAACACGUACAAGUGGAACGGAAAGCGCAGGGUAGAUCAGGCUGGGGAGACAGAGAGGGAGAGACAGACAGAGCGACUCGUCGAUUUUCGAGCGUCGUGCACAGUGCCGUCCGAGGGUGCACCCUCGGCGCUGUCAGAAUUCUUCGGAAAAAAAUCCUCCCCCACCUUAGAACUGCGUACAAGAAACAUUGUCCAUGGACCUUGCAAGAAUUCCUCCCCUGAUCGAUCGGUAAAUUGAAAAAAAAAAGAAAAAAAAAAAAUUCUUCAAACCUGCCGAAUGUUACGAAUCGACGACGAAAGAUUUCUACUAUUCGAGAUUCGAAAAGAAUAAGAAAAUAAAGCUGUAGAGGUUCGUCGGCGCGUCGCCGCCUCGAGGUUUCCACAUGGUCUCGCCGUUCAUCUCGGGUUAGAUUCGUGUAAACUCGCCGGUUGUCGGUCGGUUUCGUUAGCCGGUCCUGUCGGUGCUGCCACAUGGCCGUGCGUCGUGUUUUGCGGGCUUCGCAAGCUUUCAGGGGCGGCACCUGGCUGGUGGGGGUAGAACGUUUGGUCGGUAGUACACGGGGGUGGUGGUCGCGCGCGCACGGGUGGCGUCGCUUCGGCUACGUUCGGUCGAGUUCGCAAGCGAUCGCGAGCGUCUCGCGUCGGGGCUUCCACAUGGGUUGGUAUUGGCUCCCGGGGCGCAGGGUGGCUUGGUGCGGCGGGGCUCUAACCUGAGAGAGACUCUUUCGGCGUAGAGAGUACAGCGAACGCGACGAGGGUGGCGUGUAAGGGUGAAGAAGCGAGAAGGAAGUAUCCGGUAGAAGGGUAGGAGGGAGAUGAAAGAAGGGAGAAGGCGAAUGCGCGAACUAGAGUGAGCAAGAGGCUGAGAUACGGCUCGCCACAACACCCCGUUCCUCCACCUCCGCCAUCCGCCUCGCGUCCACCUCCUCCGCCUGCCGCGGAACGGGCAGAGCGUCAGUGCUAAGGUGGGUUGCUCGGUCGGAACAUUGCCAGAGAGAGAGAGACGCGUCCUGGGAGUGCCUGCUGCACCGACACCGACUCCCUGGUGCAGCACCCGCAGCGGUGCAAGGAUCGAGUGAACGCGCGCACCCUUCAGCUCAGUGAGUGACUGACUGGACUUGACUGAUCGUCACGCGCCUAAACCGCGUACACGCGCGUCAACAGGCACGCGAGUAAGAUCGGGCUGGCAAGAAAUAAUAGAGAGGAACGUGAACGGGAACGGAAACGGGAACGGGAACGAGAACGGAAGCCAGCUGCCAGCAGCGUUCGCCGUUUUGUUCGUUGGGAAACGGUGUAGGAAGCUCGGUGACCGAGAGGAAUAGCAGGCACAGUGCGUCGAGUGCGAGAAAACCCCUCGGGAUAUUUGCGUCGCGAACGUGCAACGAGUGCACAACGCUCGUAAUCAUGAGAGAAUCGAAGCGUUGCAGGAGGCUGGUCGAAACCCUCGUCACCGGUGAGACGACCGCGACGACGACGACGACGGUAACGGCGACUACCACGACGAAGACGACCACCGCGAGAUUUCGUUUGGUCGGUUAGACGCGUUACACGUAUGUACGUGCGCAUCGGCGAGAAGCGGACAGAAAAGCUGGACGAGAGGGUGAGGGUGGAAACGAAAGGUGUGUCGAGGAGACGAAAGUCGAAGUCGGUAGGAGGUCAGCGUGGCUUCAGGGUGGCGGUGGCCGAUAGUGAUGGUAGUGGUGGUGGUGGUAGUAGUGGUGUAGUGGUGGGUGCUGCGAGCGGUGAAUGAUCGUCGUCAGCCUCGUGGAAGAGGCGGCCGCCGCUUAUGCGGUCUGUCGCGCGUGCCGCAUCAUCGUCGCCAGCGAAUGAUCGCGAGUCCGCGUUGGAUAGAAUCGUCGGAGAGGAGGAAACGAAAGAGGAAAAGAUUGGAUCAGGGUGAACGGAAUCGGUAAUCGUCGUCGAGUUUCGUCGCCGUGGUCCUGUGAAAAAUUUCGAAGAAAUAUCGAAGGGAUAAGACGAGAGUCGGAGAAUUAGAAAGGUGGCUGAAAGUAGUCCGCGGUCGUCGAGCUGGCGGCUGGCAGGAGCCGCUGGGUUAUGGCAAGCUGGAUCGCGUUCGGGGAUAUUUUUAAAGGAAUCAUGACGAACGCGUCGUCGAGGAGAACGUACGUGUCCAGCAACACGAGGAUCUCGAGGACGCGCAGGUCGAGGACAACGGGUACGAGGACGAGUACGAUCGCAUGCAGAGUAUCAUCGAUGAUGAAUGUUGUUGGAUCGAGGACGACGAGGAGGUUAGCGAGCGAAGCGUUUUUCAAGAUCGUUCCUGCGAGCAGCCUGUCGACGAUUCUGUGUACGCUGGCGCUGCAAGUAACUGUAAUCGGUGGCGGUGCCGUAGUCCCUGGCUCGUACGUUCUCGGGCCAUCGAAUGGCUGGUAGCGCGGACGAGGCAAUCCUAGUAUAUACGGUGUCUCUCGUUAAUCACACGUUAUAGAAGCAGUGCGGUUGUUGUGCCGUCCCGGAUCUGUUCCGCGAAGCUGUCCGGCCCUUUUGUUUUGUUGUCGUCGGUCUGGGUAUACAUUCGUAUACAUAUAUAUAUAUAUAUCGGUGGUGCCGCGUCCUUCUGGUGGGUGUUGGUGUUGUUGGUGCGCCGUCUAGCGAUACCCUCGUGUUCACGUUUCAGUUGACGGUACCGGUGCCGGCCGGCCGGUCGCGUCCUGCCCGCAGUGCGGUCGAGCCUCGGCUAAAACCAAACCAGGCCCAGCCGACCCCGUUUAUCCGCGCGUCUCACGCUGACCUCUCGGUGACGUCUCUCGGUCCACGGUGACUGUCCGCGACCACACGGGGUUGACGCGCGCGGCCACCCUUACGACGACUAGCUACGACGCGACCACGGUCACGGCGACGCCGGGAACCGCGUCAGAGACGACGGCGACCACAGCCACUACGACCACGACGACGAGUACGUGGGGGAUAUGUGCGGGUGCGCCACGUCCACGCGACGAGGACUGGGGACUGCUGCGGGUAAAUCGGCACGGCGCACCAAGUCCUCGUGCUCGUUACACAGCACGCCCGGGAUACGGUAGCUCGUCCUUCACCCUAACUCCUCAUCGACGCCCGCGGGCAAUGUGCCCACCCGCCGGCAGAGCAACGGGUGGACAAGGCGUACGAUGCUUAGGGAUGCUUGCUCGAACGACGGUGGGAAAGGCUGGUGGCGAUGGUGGUCUAGGUUGGGCGGAUUGCUGGCGAUGGCGACGGCCAUUUCCUGUCUUGUUGCCCCGUUUCCGGGUGCCUCGGCCAAUCCGGAAGCGAAGCGUCUCUACGAUGACCUGCUGUCGAACUACAACCGCCUCAUCCGCCCUGUUGGCAACAACAGCGAUCGCCUCACUGUCAAAAUGGGACUACGCCUCUCCCAGCUCAUCGACGUUAACCUGAAGAACCAGAUCAUGACGACGAACGUUUGGGUGGAACAAGAGUGGAACGAUUACAAGCUGAAGUGGAACCCGGAUGAUUAUGGCGGUGUCGACACCCUCCACGUGCCGUCGGAACAUAUAUGGUUGCCGGACAUUGUUCUUUACAACAACGCCGAUGGCAACUACGAGGUGACCAUUAUGACCAAGGCGAUUUUGCACCAUACGGGAAAGGUCGUGUGGAAACCGCCGGCUAUCUAUAAAUCAUUCUGCGAGAUCAACGUGGAGUACUUUCCCUUUGACGAGCAGACUUGCUUCAUGAAGUUUGGUUCGUGGACUUACGACGGGUACACGGUGGACUUAAGACACCUGGCCCAGACGGAGGACUCGAACCGGAUCGAGGUCGGGAUCGACCUGACCGACUACUACAUUUCCGUCGAGUGGGACAUCAUAAAAGUGCCUGCCGUGAGGAACGAGGCGUUCUACAUAUGCUGCGAGGAGCCCUAUCCAGAUAUCGUGUUCAAUAUCACCCUGCGCCGCAAGACCCUCUUCUACACGGUCAAUCUGAUCAUACCGUGCGUGGGCAUAUCUUUCCUCUCGGUGCUGGUGUUCUACCUUCCUAGCGACAGCGGUGAGAAAGUCUCGCUGUCGAUCUCGAUACUGUUGUCGUUGACGGUGUUUUUCCUACUGUUGGCCGAGAUCAUACCGCCCACGUCGUUAACGGUGCCGUUGCUCGGCAAGUAUCUAUUGUUCACGAUGGUGCUUGUCACCCUGUCCGUGGUGGUGACGAUAGCCGUGUUGAACGUGAACUUUCGUUCGCCCGUCACCCAUCGUAUGGCCAAAUGGGUGAGGGUUGUUUUCAUACAAGUGUUGCCGCGAUUCCUUCUGAUCGAGAGGCCGAACAAGGACGACGACGAGGAGGAGGAUGAUGAUGAGGGGGUAAGGAACGGAGUCGGUGUCGCCGGUAUGAACGUCGACGGUGAACAGGUUGACGACGACGACGACGACGACGACGUGGAAGCGAGCAACGGGAAACCGGCCGAGGGCAUGCUCACCGAUGUGUUCCAUGUACCAGAGACUGAUAAGUACGACACGUAUUACGGUAAAAGGUUCAGCGAGGAAUACGAGAUACCAACGCACGGGUUGCCACCGACCGCCACCAGGUACGAUCUAGGUGCGGGCGGCACCGUGGGCACCGUAGCACCAUGCUUCGAGGAGCCGCUACCCUCGCUCCCACUGCCGGGGGCUGACGACGACCUUUUCGGCCCGGCCAGCCCCGCUUAUGUUCACGAGGACGUCAGCCCCACCUUCGAGAAGCCGUUGGUUCGCGAGAUCGAGAAGACCAUCGACGACGCUAGGUUCAUCGCUCAGCACGCUAAGAACAAGGACAAGUUCGAAAGUGUGGAAGAAGACUGGAAGUACGUGGCGAUGGUGCUCGACCGGAUCUUCCUCUGGAUAUUCACAGUGGCCUGCGUGGUGGGCACGGUGUUGAUUAUCCUACAGGCGCCGAGCCUGUACGACACCACGAAGCCGAUCGACAUCAAAUACAGCAAGAUCGCGAAGAAGAAGAUGAUGCUGAUGAACAUGGGCCCGGAGGAGGAUUAGUCGACGAUCCCGCGCGGCUUCGCGCCGCGUCGAUCGCAUCGGCGACGUCGUCGUCGUCGUCGUCGUCGACGUCGGCGUCCGCGUCGUUCAGCGGGACCGCGUCAUCGAAACUGCCGAAUUUCGCGUCGAUUCCACGAUUCCCGUGGAGGAACCUCUCUCGAUCGUUGUUGCCGGAGCUGAUUCCGGGCUGGUGAACGGAGGAGCAGAUCCAGCAACGAGGAGGCAAAAAUGCGAGCGAAAGAAAGAAAGAAAGAAAGUUUGAGAAAAGAAAGGCACGGAGCUUUCGUUGAAGAGUGACGAAACCGUGUAUCCGUGGCGUUGAUCUUUCCCUCUGCGAACUUUUACCGAUCGAUCCUUCGAUCCUGAACUCUCACCGAUGGAGGGAACGGGGUGAAAUAGCGCGCGUUCGAACGAGUGGAUAGCACGAGUGGAUCGUGAAUGAACACGAACGAGCAAAAGGGAAGCGUGUAUGCGUGUGUGAGUGUGUUCGAGCGACGAAAGAAGAGACGGAAAGCCGAUGAAGAAAUCGGCGACGAAGGUAUCGGACGAGGGAUAGAAACCGGUGACGGUGCUGGAGGAAUAGAAAACGAAGAAAGAGAAAAUAAUUGAGAGGGGAGAAAAAGUGCCAAAUACGCGAAGACACGCGCGCAACGUAUUUUUGUAAAUCUGGUUUCAUACGUAAGGCUAGAGUCGUGCGGCGAGACGUCGAACUGCCCGAACUGCCGAUUUUAUAUAAGAAGACGUUUACACGCAGCAGCUACGAAGACGCGUACAUCUCUACACACCCGCAUACGUACAUACACAAACAUACAGACACAUUAACGAAUCACUCAUUACAGAGAAGCGUGACAGGAAAUUCACGUGGUAACGAAGCGCGUAAACAAAAAAUUUAUACGUAAAUGUAAACGAGUUAAACGAGAGGGAGAGAAUAGGAGGAAGAAGAUCGAGGAAGAGAUGAGGAGGACGCGCGCUGUUUCUCGCGUGCGUUCCUUAACGCAUCCCCUUUUGCUGUGCACACGUGUACAUAGGUAUAUAGAAAUUAUACAUCUAUUACAUUGCGUAGAUAAUAUAAUCGACGAUCUCAGCGUAUGAGCACAACGCGAAAUAUUCAUCCGCAUUCUCGACACAUCGUAUCAAAUAUUCAUGACGUUGCGUUCGCACAACCGAGGCGCAUCGUCGUUGAAGAUGAAGAAUAGGAGAAAACAUAGGGAGCAAGCGUAGCCCACACGACGAAGGAGGAUUCUUCGGCCGGAGAAUUGCUUCCGGUGAUAAAGAACGAGUCGUCGAGGCGGAGAUUAUUAUGCCAGGAAGCGUGCGGCAACCGGGGUUGAAAAGAAACGAAAAUAAAAAAGAGAAGGAAAAAGGAAGAGAACUGAAAAUUUUCCUCGUUUUUCCUCUUUCCUAUCCGAUCGUCGAACGCGGCAACGGCGCUGCCGGACGGAUUUCACGGUCUCAUCGACAGUUUUUUAAUUUAUCUUCGCAAUUGUUCCGGACCAGAGCGCGGCUCGAUAUUAUCAAGACGAAUCAUUCCAUCGAACGCGCCGUUGCGAGCGGGAUAACUCGAAAUCGAUUCGAUUCCUGGCGACUCCUUCGUCGUGCGUGUUCCCGUGCAAGCGAGAGGAUCGCGAGCGGAAGACACUCGCAAACAACUGCCAACCGGACGAACCUCUGACUAACUCGAACGUUAUCGAUGGAUCGAGUACGAGAAAACAGGACAACGAAUGUGGAAGGAUUCGGUGCCAGGAUGCAGAAAACUAGGAAGGCAAUUGUUUCGAUGUUACAGUGCCAAUCGAGAUUUCGGCUGUUUCCUUUUUACCUAUCGACAUUUUUGGCGAGCUUCUUCCUUGAAACGGCUACUCGAACAUCCAGAUAGAACUUGAAGAAUCUCCAAUCGUGUCUCCCAAGGAAUAAUCCUUGAUUUUUUCCUACGGCUUUUUAUUGAAACGACCGUCUUUCAGGAACCUUCUGCCCUCGACAAUUCUGUGAUACGUCUUCCUGCCGUGAACCCAACGAAACGUCGACCUUUCAGCUCGAUCGAGGAAAGAAAAAAGAAAGGAGAAAGGGAUCAGAGUUUACGAAGGACCAACGACUGCCAUUCUACGGUGCGUUUCGUUUCGCGGAAACCAGACGUACGCCGAGUUUUCUCUUCUUCUUGGCCGGAUCUCGUGGCUGGCUGGUGCAGCGGAUCGAUACCACCCCCGUAUAGCGAAGGAAACGGGCAAAGGACGACAAAGGAAGACGCUUAUAAUUCGAAGAACUCGAAACCUGUAUUCUGAUUAUCGAAUGAUUUGAAAGAAGGAGCACUGAUACGCCAGAAUUUACAAAGAUAAUCCGAAAGAAAUAGUUCAGUUUCUAUUCAUUAUAUGUAAACUCGAAAUUGUGUUUGUUCUUUAAAUGGAAAUAAGGAUGUAUAAAAAUUUAUGAAAAGAACGAGGGAUCGUAUUGUAAACAGCUUCGUUUUUACCCUCCGAAUGUAAUCACGAAACCAUGGAAAUUUAUAAGGGAGAAUAAUUUUCAGUGUGGAAGAAGCGAGCUUGAAAAGCAGGAAGAAUAAUAUCGUCGCAAGGAUAUAGAGGACGGUGCAGCGAGUUUCCUUUUUGUUCUUUAAAUGCAAAUUUGGAACUAUGAAAAUUUAUGAAAAGAAUCAAGAAUCGUGGUAUCGUGAACGGUUUCGAUUUUCCCCUCUACGAAAGUACAGAAUUUUAUAAGGAAAAUAAUUUUCGAUAGAGGAAGGGAUGAAGGAUACCGCGUUGCAAGAGUGUGCAGUGAUAGAUCUGAAACAGUGCAAUUAAUUUCUUUUUUCUUUUUACAAGGUAACUCGAUGUAUCAUUGAUAUCGUACGUCGUCAGACCGUCGAAGAAGAGUUCUACCGUUCCCGAGACCUCUCGUCAGUCUUUCAAUGCACCCGAAACUCCCAGAAGCCUUACGUUAUCAUUCGACCUCGCCGUAUACCACGUUCAGUCUUUCAAGAAUCAUUUUUCACGUUCAGACGACGCUCAAAUCGGCUCGAACAUUUUUCAUUGCUCGAUGGAAUCCUUCCUCGAACGCCCAUCAAACUGGCCACAUGGAGCGAGUGACCGACCGCGUAUAAACUCGUGCCACAACAGACAUUUUUACUCCGACAAUGCGGAGUCGCGAUGAAGGGGUACACAGCAGGCAGCUACGUCCCCUUCGAAGCGGUAUAAUAAUCAAUUUAUUUGCUCACGUAAAGGUAACGGUAUAAUAUAUAUUUAAUAUGUGCAUAUAGGUAUAAACGGGAGAGAAUUAAUUACACGAGAGAACUAAUUAAUCGCAUAGCCGAGGAACGAAACACUCGUCGAGACGGUGGCGGUGGUGGUUAAUGGUGGUGGUGAUGGUGGUUGCUAAUGGUGUGGUGCGUGGGACGUAUUGUUACGCUGAUCCAGGAACACGUGGCUGUGCGAAGUUUGGGUGUCGGGAAAUCUGAUGAUCCGAGAUGAUGCUACGGGAUAUACGUGUUUUCGAAAAUUCAUGGGGGUGGAAGAGAAGAUAGAACCAACAUAAAGUGGCUUUCAAACUUGUUUUUAUCGAUGGCGUAUCGCUGCAAAGAUUAACUUCUUCACGAAAAUAUUGGACUUUGAGGAAUGUUUAUUUAGAACGAUGCUGUCGGAAAUUGGACAGGUUAGUUAAUAAUUGAAUUCGUUAUGUACAUUACCGAGCAUGGUAGGUUUCACUGAGGAACAUAAUCCCCCCCCCCCUUGGUUCCUGGGUUGAUGGCCCUCACCAUAGGCCACCCCUUUCAGGGGUUCCCCAGGUCCCAGUCCCCCCGGGGACUUGCCCCUUCUCGAGCUCCCGUCCGUCCUCGGUGACGGUCCCGAGAAGAGUGACCGCUCACAGGUGUAGGCGUCUUAUAUAUAGGCCUGCGGUGCCCCCCACCACUUGACCAUGCACGCCUACGCGCGAAGAUUUGAAUUGAUAUUUACCUUACAUUCGUGUUUUCCAAUUAUAUUCGAAAUUUUAUCGACACUUAAUGAUUAAAAAUUAUGUUAUUUAUUUUUCUAAACCUUUUUUAAUAAUAAUAUCAUUAAAAUUAAGGUUCUGCUUCCCUUUUAACAUUAUUUUUUCUAAGGAAAUCUAUCGUGCUCGAUAUUGUACAUGGUACAAUUCGAAGAAUACAGUUUGAUAAUCAUUAAACAAUAUAUUUUAAUAAUAUAUUAUCUUUGAUAUAUCGAUUUGAUAAUGAUAUAAUUAUUUCACGAUUAUCAAUUACUUUGGUUAAUUGUUUAAUUAAAUUUUGUCUUGAAUUUGAAUAAUGGACUUAAAUGUUUGCGUUUGUUCGAAACAUUCCUCGUUGCAACAAAUAACUCGGUAAAGUUUCAUUGGUGGAAAUCGCGAAUGUCGAAACAGUGUUCACGAAGUAGAAUUUUCGGUGUAUACCCAAGGAAAUUGUUGCUGCCGCGUUCUACCGCGUCGCAUUGUUUACUGACCGUGUCUCUAACUUCCUGUUCCCGGUUAUUAAUUUACGACACUGCUUAAAUCAGACUUCAAACGCGAAUCGGCCACGCUUUCUGAAGUUAUUACGCGAACGUCACGCGGCAACGUAAUGUACGAUGUUGCGUCGACGGUAGAAACUGGGUCACCGGUUUGAAAUUACGCUCGCCUCGAAACAAUUUUUCCCAACAAAUCAUAGAACCGAAGGAAAACAAUGUUCCCUCGUAUCUACGUAUUGUUGAACGAAUUUCAAUCGAAAUAAGACGAGAAAACAUCGCGGUUGUUUGCUUAAAGAGAAGAAAAUUUUAGAAAUACAAUUACCGUUUAUUCGAGUCGUUAAAUUAAAUGAACCGCGCUUGAAAUACGAGUUAAUCGUAACGAUAUAAAUAAUAUGUCCUUACAGGAGGGUAUAAUUUCUCUGUCUGAAGAGAGGUAUCAUAAAUCAACCUUUAAAUGGCCGGCACUGACGAAUAUUCUCGGGAAAAGAGAAACGCGAAAAGGUUAACCGUAACGACACAUUAAAUUAACUCAGACCGUGCGAAAUCCCGUCGUUACAGUUAAAGAAUUAGCUUACAUUAAUUAUCGCGAAACCGCUUAAUUUUCCUCGACGAGCUCGCUGCAGAAUUUCCAAAUUUUGUUACGGAAUCGUAGAGUUUUCCUCUUGGGAAUUUUCUCACAGGUGUUAAUGUUUUAUUAAAAGUGACAAAGUUAAUCGAUGCAGCGUUUGAAAGAUGAUGGAAACUACCCCUUUCUCUACCACCCCCAUUGUUUGGAGAAUAUAAGAACGAUUGUUGAUACGAUUAAUAUCAAGGCCAGUGUAAACGAGGGAUUUUCAUCUUUGCAAUUUUUCAAUAAUGAUAUUUUUAUUUUAAAUUUGUAUUUUGGAAUAUUUUAAAAUUUUCUCUAUUAACAACCCAUAUGUUUAUGUAUUAAAUUAUUUAACUCAAGACCCAAGUGUAAUUAAAUCAUUUCCAUUUCGUGUUAACAAUUUUGAAAUUUUAUUAAUUGGUAAUGGGAGACUAAAUAAUUAUAAUUAAAUCACUCGUCUACACUGAGCCUCAAAAAUCAUGCAAAGGAUAAAAGAAAUGAAGAAGAAGGUUGUUGAAUACGAUAACGACGUGGAAUGAAGGAUUUCUGGGUUCUAGAGAUAUUGUCGUACGUUAAGUUGGUACUCGUUGAUAAUAAACGUUGAUAAUCGAUUGUGACAAUGAAAAACAGGGGGAGUGCGAUUUCUCGUGGAUUGAAUUUCAUUCAGAGUCUCAUUGAUCGUAUCGAUCGACAGGCUUUACGAAUUGCCGCGAACGAUUAGGGUUAAUUAAUAGACGAAUCUGUUUGAAUCUGCUUCGAUCCACCGAGAUCUUCAACGAUACUCGUUUCGCUGAUAGUUUUUAACUGAUCUUUCGUUACUUUGUUCCUUUUUAAACACAGUCAGAAUCGAAAGUGAAUAUACACCUUUGUCAUAUUCUUACUAUAUACAGGAAGAUAUACAAAAUAAUGUAGUUAAUGUAAAGAGUACAAAAAUAAGUGAUAAGGGUAGAUGAAUAUUACACACGUUGACUGACAUACUGUAAUUAAAAUGAUUGAAUUCCUUAAUUAAAUUUUUUUUAAUUAUCGCUGUUCUAUUUCAGUGACUCGAUAUUAAGGCAGAAAAAUUUGAAAUUAAUAAGGGUAAUAUUUGAUGGAGGAUAUUCUAUUAGAAAAAUUUAGAAAAUGAUUAAAUGCUCUGAUUUUCUAUGAAAAUUUCUGGCUAAUUUCGAAGCAAAGGGUGAAAUUGAGUUUGCAAAGUGGAUGAUCAUCAUGGCAGUCAACGUGUUAAUAAUGGUCGAAACGAAGGUCGUUGCAGGUUGAUCAAUCGAAGCAGACCCGUUGUGUUUAAUGACAGGUAAUCGCGGAUCGUUGCAAUCCAUGGGGGUUGAUCGAGGGGUAGGUGUCGCACGCGUGUGUGCCAACACAUUCGGAUACGCCGUCGUGCCUGUUCGUCCCAUACGCGGCGAACUUUCACCCUAAAAAUCGUCGAACGAUUCCGAUCACGCGUUCUCUUCGCCGACGAGCAAAUGAAAUAUAAAUGGUCUUCGUUAAGGAAUAAAUACGAUCUAUUUUAAGGAAGAAAAUCGAUGAAUAGCGACCCAAUUUUCUAGAUUUUUCAACUUACGUCUUCCUCCUUCAGAAAAUUUGCCAGAUGAAUAAUUAUUAAAAGCAGAGCUUUUCUAAAACAUUGUAAGGGGACACUGUAAACGCUACCUAAUCCCAGCAACCGUAUUUAACCCCGAAUAAAUAAAACCCGUGUGAAUGUAAUUCAACAGGCAUUCAUCGAGCUAUCUUUGCCAAAAAUGCUCCGCCUUCUCGGUUGCGACACGUGAAAAUUAAUUAAAAUCCACAAGAAGAGCCCUGGUGAUCGCGACGGAGAUCCUAGAUUUUUUUCUCUCCUCCCUCUUUUGAAUAGAGCCGUAUAAUCAUCUGAAGGAGUUAGUCAGUCGCCGUUUGAAUAGGAAGGAUUCUAUACAUGAAAUAAUUCUGUUUUCUCGUCUGGUUGCAUCCUCGCGCGGCAAGAUCCGCUCGGUUUCUUUUUCUUUUUCUCGCCCCGAACGGAGAGGAGUCGGCCGAGCCUUGAAAGGAUAGCUGGUGGCGUCGCGUGGUAAUUGAAUUUUUCACUCGCCCCGGGCCUUGGUAGACGCGCGAUUCAUUAGCAGUGUAAACCCAGGGGCUGGAAAUUAGGGCGUGCAUGUAAGGUAAACGAGCGAGAGCGAACGAAACGACGAGCAAAUGGAUUAAGCGAGCGCUGAUUCCGUGAACGUGGACGAGUUCUCACGGCAGAGGGAUAGCUCGCAGUUUCGAUUAUCACGGGGAAACGUGUCCACCUUUCCGAAACGACGGGUCUGAUUAAAAUUUUCAUCCCUUAUCUUAUCACCCUUUUUCUUUGUCGAGGGUGUUGUUCGACGGUUCGAAAGUUUGAGAUCAGAUGGAUUCAAAAAUUGCCGGAGUACGAGAUCUUGUUAAUAAAUAACAAUUUUAUCAAAUAAUUUUUAUCCCCGCUGUAUUUAUAACAUAUAGAUAGUAUUGAGAAAUAAAUGAAAAAUAUGCAACCACACCCUUUGUAAUUCAUUUAAUUUCAUAAGAACAUGAUGUCAAAUUUUCGAUCGGAUAUUCCUUUUGAAAAAUUUUCUAUUCUACCUGAAAUUAACUCGAUAUUGAAUAUUGAUUGAAAAUAAUUGCGGUUCUGAAGGGGUUCACGAGUACGCGUGAUCGGACACCGUGUUGCAAAAAUCCGUCUUCCUGUCUACGUGUUUCUUCCGGUUUCUCGCUGUUCUCGCGUGUCCAUCGUACGUGGGCGCACCCAUGGUUAAACGUUGUUCGAGAAUUAUACAUUACGUACAUACGUGUGACUGUGUGUAGAUUAAAUUUCGAGUAAGUGUUUACAAGUAUAAACUCGCGCGCGCGAUAGCCUUGAUAAGCGAAACUCGACAAUUGCGUAAGUGAUAAUCUCGUAAGCGUGUUAAUUACUAUAGGUAGACCCUUCCGAUUGUGACCCUCGUGCCCAGGAUUUGCCAAUCCUUAUUUUUCACCCUUAACACUAUCGACUUAAGUUUGUAAAUAUUUUCAAAAGACACUUGAUUUAGCAAGUCUUAAAAAUGAAAAAAUUAAUUUCAUCAAAAAUAUUUAACACUAGAACGAUUAAAUUACAUAAAUGACUAAUGAGCUAAGUUUCUCCAUCACCUGUUCAUUUAUUUCGAAUUCUAAGCUAAUUGUUCUAGUGUUAAAUAAAUUCGAGAUUUUUUUUUUUCAAUUUUUAUGUUGGUUCAUCAGCCGUCCGGACGUCCAAAUGGUUUCUAUGAAAAAAAAAGGGACGUUUCGUACACGGCCACGGUCUGGGUCACAGUCUUGAAACGCUCAAAUAAAACCAAGUUAACUGUAUCGUCAGAAGCUUAAAGUCUUCCGUGGGGCAUUCCUGACAAUGACGAUUUUUCUCGGGGUGAUCCGCAAAACGGCCAAAUAAAUGAUCGAAAGAAAAGGAACUAACAAUAUAAAAAGAAAACGAAACAAAGAGAGAAAGAAACAAGGGAGAACGAUGAUGUUUAACGCGACGGUAAAUUCGUCGUCCUGUAAACACACCGUCGAUUUACGUGGGAACGUGAAAGAGAAAUGUUAAACCGUCCAUAAAGAGAAUUUACGUAACAUGUACGACGAACGACAGGGAUUUCGUUUCCGUAUCGCAAACGGGAAUUUUCUACUUUACCGAAUGCACGGUUCACUGCGUAGUCCACUCGAGUAACCUGAUUAUUAAUUUCCUUUUUUUUUUUCAAAGGUUCAUUGAACAUUCAGAUUUUCUGUUUAAUUGCUUUUUUAACACCAGGAGACAGUUGCGUGAUGCGAAAGUAACGAAACCGAUUUAUGAUUCGUUUUCUUUUUUUAACCCUUGAACAGCGAAGCCUGGGUCACUCCUGACCCAAACAAGGAUAUUAACUUAAAGUUAAACAUAUAAUUUUUAAACGAAAGAAUAAUUUUUAACGAAACGGUGUAAAAUUUAUGGGGCUCUCUCCAUGGUCCGCCGUCCGAGGGUUAAUUAGCAAUGCCACAAUUCUGAAUUUCUAUUCGAAUAUAAAACAAUUAAAUUUCAAACAAUCAGUCAAUAAUGGUACGAUAAUUAAAUUAAUUAAAGUGAGUUGUCUUAAUUGGACUAAUUAUCGUUACUUUCGCGACAGAAGCAAGUAUCGGUUUCUUAAUUACGUUAGUAGUGGUCUAAAGUGAUCGUGAAUUCUUCCGACAAUCGUGCAUCAAUCGUUUCUUCCAUAGUCGUACGAAUCUCAGCAUAAUUGAAUCACACCAUCAAAGGGGCACGUCUCUUUGCUACGGGACAAUUUUUCACGUUUUCAUCGAGGGAUCUUAGAUUUAUAACAAACACGACGACGAACGAUCCAGAGUGAUCGGUGAUACGUCAUCGAGAAAAAAUAAUAAAAAAAUUAAAAAACGGAGAACGGUCGCGGACGGCGUUUGAAAAGCGGAUUCGAAAAUCGCUUCAGAUACUUUUCGAAAAUCGAAGAAUCUUCUCUGUUGGCGCACACGCACGGUUCCCUCCUGUUUGCUCGUUUAACAGAUACUAUUUGUAACCAUCGCCAGACGUGGUAGAAUUUUGACAGUGCAACGUGACGCACCGCGUUUUGGAAAAUCGUUUUCUCAUUCAAUAUCCUUGCCCACGUUUUGAUCACUGAAUUUAAUCGGUGUUGAUGAAUUACAAGUGUUAAUUGGGUAGACUAAUUAAAAGUCUGGCACAAUUUCAUGACAUAAAAGUAUUACAAAAUACCACUUGUGGCAUAUCAAAUUGAAGCUUAAAAUAUAAUUAAAAUAACUACAUUAACCCUUCAUUGAUAUUCUUAAUACAAAAUGGCUGGUUGCCAGUCAAAGCAAAUAGUGGUUGAUUUUGAAACCUGAAAAGUCUGAUUAAAAUUCAUGACAUAAAAGUAUUCUGAAAUAGCCCUUAUGAUAUAUGAAAUUAAAGCUUAAAAUAUAAAGAAAAUUAAUAACAUUUCAAUCCUAUCAGAUUUUUUAAUUGUUACUUGUAAUUCAACAGCACUUUGAACUUCGCCCUGUCUUUCUACAGAGAGUCAAAUAAACGCUCUCUACAUUUUUUUACGAUAUCGUAGAAUUAACAAAAGGUGGAUAGAAAUUAAGUAUAUUGAUAUAAAACGAUUAUCCAAAACGGUGAGCGGUUUUUAUACAACGGAGCGCUAGAUUUCAUUGAUAGCGCUUUUGAAAGGGAUUCGAGCGACGAAGGCCACGAUAGACACUGGAAAAAGCGUCUUGUUUUCCAAAGAAAAAAAAGAAACAAAUGAAUAAGAAAAAUAAGCGAGAAUGUACGAUCGUCUUUCGAAGCAGAGGGAGGAUCGAUAGGCACGCGGGUAAACCCUUUGAACUCUUUUUCUCCUCGGGAAAAAUUUCACCGUGUUUCCGAUUCGCAGAUUUUCCAUAUCUCGCUAUAAACUUUUCCAUAGUAUUUCGAAAAUUUCCAUCACCCACAUUCGCCCCAUUUUCCAUUCCCUUCGAUUAUCGAACCAAUUAGGAUUUAUAUGAAAAGGGUGCAACCCUAUAGAAACUCACCAGAAUCAUCAAAAGGCACGAAUUGUGUUCGCCACGUGUUCGAAAGCAGGUGAAAACCAUAAAACAACACGCAUGUGGUUCCGUAAUAUCGAACGGAGAAUUUUUUAAAAUCCCGGGGAUGGAAGGGUUGAAGAAGGGGUUGCGAGAUGGCUAUAGGGAUCUCUUCGUGUGUUCGAACGGAUUAAAUCGAAAUCUUUGCUCAACGUUGCAUACGUGUUAUAUAAAUAUAUAUAUAUAUAUAUAUAAAUAUAAAUAUAAAUAUAUAUAAAUAAGAUGAUGUUAUCUUAUAGUGUUGCAAAAUAGUGUUAACUCACGGCCGAGCAAGAAGAAAAUUCCGUGUUUCCGGCCACGUCGUGAUCCGUUGUGUUCAAAGAACGAAGAAGGAUCUUGGUUUUUUUUCGGACUGAAAUGACUAAAUCGAAGGGGAUGAUAUGGAAGAGGAGUGAACACCAUCGAUGCACGGUGGCCGCGAACGAUGUCGAAACGAAAUGAAACGAAACGAAACGGUGGAAUAAAAUAAAAAAGGAGACAGUGUGUAGAUUAUUAAAACCAACGUAAAAAAAAAAAAAAUGGUAACAAUAGUAAUAACGAUACUAAUAACGAUGCUAAAAAAAAAACGCUGUUAAGGAAUAAUGAAGCAUAGUGAAUAAACGAGUAACGGAUAAUAGCACGUAACACGCAGUAAUAAACUACCACUUAAACAAUAAACGAGUUACGAGUAACGUUUAACCCUAAGGUUAAGUAAAACGAGAAAAAAAAAAAUAAUCACGCUGAAUAACAAAUUUAUCGAGUAUUAAUUAAUUAAAGAAAAUGAUAAAAUAAAAUAAAUAAAUAAAAAUGGUACCCUUCGCAAGUAUAUCGAGGCGUUGAACUCUUACUAUGCGACGAUCACGAAACGUUAUUACCGUUGUAUGUGUGUACGGAUGUGUGUUUACGUGCGUAUGUGGGCGUAUAUAUUGUUACCAAAAAAAAAAAAAAAAAUAAAUAAAUAAAAAUAAAGAAAGGGGAAGAGGAAUGAGAAGAAGAAGAAGAGACGAAAGUGACUAGUCGAAGAAAAGAAAUUGUAAACCGUGUAAAACUGAUAGUAUUGUUAAGACAAUCAGACACUUAUUGCUCCCGGCCAUCUUGUGGGCCAUCCGUGAAUAUUUCGUCGAUAAUCGAUUAGAGAAAAAAAAAAAGAAAAACUGGAUCAGAUCGAGACGAACGAGCAGUGGGUGAUAGCGAUUCGUCAACUCGCCUCUGUCGUGUCUCGGAAUGAUUUCUACUGGAAAAUCGAUGGAAGAUCCUUUGACAUUGAUCCCUUGCUAUCUGGGAAGGGAGAUUCGAGCAGGGUGAAGAGGACGAUUCUCUUUUCUUUUUCUACCCCCCUCAGAUUUUCUACGGUUUCAAAAAAACAUACCAACAAACGAAAGAGAGUGAAGGCGGUGAAGCGACUGUGUUUGUAUGAAUUGAUCGAGCUGAAUGUUUUAUUAGGAAUCGACAUUGAGAGCGACAGCAGCUGUCAACCCCCCUUUUUCCUGGGGUGGUUCCAAGGGAAAGGGGUGCACUAUUACAGCGAACAUGUUUAUACAGGAUGUCGGUGGAAAUUGGGGUGAAAUUUAAUAUAUCACGUUUGUGUAAUUCUCCUUCAUCGAAGCGUUGAUUAACAGAAAUAUUUAUUGCGUUAAUGAAUUUUCACGUAAUUUUUCAAUGUAAUUUCAACGAUUGAAAUUUUCUUUAAAUCAUCCACCCUUAUUCCCGAAUUUCUAAAAAUACCCUGUAUGAACGAGGCGCGUAUGUUUCACUCGUGGAACGAGAGACAUACGAGUCCGUUUUCCUCCGUUUCGAAGAAAUCACUGGUUCUUCGACUCGCAUCGCUCUCGUUCCGAAUUGCAAGUCACAGUAAACGUUCAACAUACGAGUUCGGAUCGAACUUAGGGCUACAUAGUACGCACAAAAAGAAAUACCUAGAUGAUAAAGGAACACGUGUAAAUAAAGCUUAAUGGAGGCGGUUUCUAUUUAAUUUGCGAAAUAAUUACGUUUAUUUGUCACGUUAAACGCUGUUAACUGUACGGAGGAAUCAUCGUCCAUCGUGGACAAAACUUUUUUUUGUAUCGAAACGAAGAAUUUCAUGUAACAAAUGAAUAAAAAUGUAUUGAAACAAGAUGCACCUUUGGAAAGCGAAAUUUGCACCCUUUAUUAACCCUGAAAUCUUUCGUCGGAGACGUACCGAUUGGAAAUGGAAGAAACUAGCCAUCCUCGAGGUUGCGAAUACCGUCUUUCGGAGAAUCUCUCCUUUCUUUUCGUUUCCAUCGUCGUCUCCCUGCUUUCGCUCCCUUUUUUUCUGCUGUUUGAGAAACGGGAAGGGUACGAACGUAUAUAUACAUAUAUGCGAUUGGCUGUUACACGCAUGCACACGCUUGACACACUCGUACACUGCAUACACAGACGCGAACGAAGAUAAGAAGAAUUGUUAAAACGAGUGGAGAUAUACGAAGAAACUUACGACGACGAUGAUACAUUGAUAAACGAGUGAAAGAAAAGAAAAGGUGGACAUUGGAACAUUUUGUUAUAUCCGUACGUAGAAUGGUGAAAGGUGUGUUGGAAGGAAGUUAAGAAAAAAAAAAUGAAAAAAAAAAAAA